AUCACCACGCACUAGAAAUCGCUUAGCUUUAAUUUUCAAGGAAGCAAAGGACACGUACGAUUAGACCAACAAUAUAUUCUGGUUCCUCUUCAUUUCUGUUCCCUUCACACUAACAAUAAAAUAUACCAGCAGCGUGGACCAGACGUACCAGGAGCAAACAAAAAGCCACUACAUCCCCUGUCUGAUCAUCAAAACAACCUCAUUCACAACAUGGCUCUAAGCGUUGAAGAAGCCAUGGCCCGCGCCGACCGCGACAUGCGCUUCAGCCAAAUCAUUGACCAGCUUCGCACUUCGACAGGCGACUCGUUUGCCGGCGGAUGGAUUGACGGACCCAAGGUCUACGUGGGCGUCACCAAGCAGGCCCUUGUGGAUGAGGUGACUGCCGCCGGAGCCACGCCCGUCGUGGUGAGCAACAGUCUCUCCAAGCUUGAAAAGGCGCGAGAUGCAUUUGAUCAGGUCAUGACAUCAAGCACCGGAUCGGCAAACUCGGCCGGCAUUGCCUCGUCGUACGUCGAUGUUGUUAUCAACAAGGUGGUUGUCGAGGCUCUUGCCGAUAGCCGCGGACACGCGGAGAACAUGGCUUCGCAGGCGGGCGUUGCUGCGACAGACUUUGAAGUGCGCACAGUCGAGACACUACCUACUAUCAAGGGAUCGACCUAGCCUACAUGGAGCAAUUGAAGGUCAUUUCUGCAUCUUUACAUGAGCUUGAUACAUAGUUAUAUACUUGGUGACGAGAGAAUCGAAUCGCCAUCUAUCUAUCUUAGACCCCGUA
This is a messenger RNA of [Torrubiella] hemipterigena, 772 nucleotides long. NCBI's taxonomy places the organism in Eukaryota, Fungi, Ascomycota, Sordariomycetes, Hypocreales, Clavicipitaceae. The record is from the annotation of a GenBank genome assembly.